AUGAUUAGCGUCGUGCAAGCACGUACGAUGCGCGGCUGUCAAAAUCAGUUGAUAGUUUGCAUUGGUAUUGGAGAUGUCAUAAGCGAAUACAAUGUCAUGCACCCGUGCGUCUUGCGACAAAGACACCGCGUAGCGGAUUACAUCGCUCUGAAGCUGAAUAUGGAGAUAUAA
Plasmopara halstedii is the source of this 171-nucleotide messenger RNA. RefSeq lists its product as uncharacterized. Bases 1 to 171 code for a protein of 56 amino acids. NCBI's taxonomy places the organism in Eukaryota, Oomycota, Peronosporomycetes, Peronosporales, Peronosporaceae. The record is from RefSeq and is a predicted model, not a curated record. The transcript is spliced from 2 exons.